Rotaria sordida is the source of this 1728-nucleotide messenger RNA. The record is from the annotation of a GenBank genome assembly. NCBI's taxonomy places the organism in Eukaryota, Metazoa, Rotifera, Eurotatoria, Philodinida, Philodinidae.
AUGGAUAGAUAUACCCAUUUCGAAGAUUUAUCAAAUGAAAUUUUCUUCGAAAUACUUGAUUAUUUACAUGCACUUGAGAUUUUUACUGGUUUUACUUCAUUAAAUAAACGUAUUUCGUCUAUAUUACAAUCAAUUCCACUUCGUAUUCUUAUUUUAUAUGAUCAUUCUCGUCGUCAAGUUGAUUUUAUUUCUUCUCAUCUUACUUUUCAUGCUCAUCAAGUUAUUUCGAUAAACAUUUAUGAUAAAAUUCGUGAUUAUACAUCUAUUAUUGAUUUAUUAUUUCAUCGACACAAUUUUACUAAUCUUGAAUCAUGUGUUUUGGUUGCAAAUAGUUCGAUAACGAAACUUGAAAAUGUUAUUAAACGAAUUAAGACUCUGAAUAAACUUGUUUCAUUUUGUAUUUGUGCACCAAAUGAUUAUAAUAUAAGUACAAUCGAUAGAUCUGACUUAGCUCGAAUUAUGUUAAUGCACAAAUCAUCUGUUCAUUCAAUUGAACUUCAUUAUCGUUAUGAUUACAUGGACAUGUCAAAUUAUAUGUUGAUACCUUCGAAUCUGAUCUCACUUAAAUUAUAUAUAUCUGGUUCACCUUCUACAGUAUCUGUUUAUUCAAUUUUAUCAAUUCUUCGCCUUUGUCAAACAAUUCGAUAUUUAGGCAUCAUAGUGAGACAGAAUGAUCAAAUUGAAAAUAAUAAUAUCAAUGUUUCAAUUUCAACGCCAUCUAUUAAUGAAAAUGAUCUUCCUAUAUUACCACACGUUAUAUCUUUCGAUUUAGAGAUUCUUGCUAGAUGUGAUAGCCGUUCAAUUGGUUAUAUUUUACGUUGUAUGCCUAAUCUAAUGUAUUUUUAUUUCCUUCUCGGGAUACGAAAAGCUGCGUGGCCAUUUCCUGGUGAAUUACUUGAUGGUUAUGUAUGGCAAGAUAUGUUAGAACGUUAUGUUCCACAUUUAUCUAAAUUUGAAUUGCAUAUGGCAAUUGCCAAAAAGUAUCCAAGAUUAAAUUUAGAUAUUGUUGUCAAUUCAUUUGAAUAUUUUGUUAAAAAAUAUUUUAAUUGGAAUAUAACUAUUGAUCGAUGGAAAUUUUAUUGCCGACCUCGAGAAGAAUUUGUUAUGUUACGCACAUUUAAUUAUCGGAAACACAAAGCAAGCUUAUGUAUUGGUAUUCCGAUUAUUUAUGGUGGAUCGUUUGCAACACAAUCAACAGCAUCAAAUAAUCAUCAUCUUUUUUAUUCUGAUAUUGAAAAACUAAUAAUAUUCAUCACAAAGAAAAUGCCAAUUGUUACUUGGUCUUCUGCUCGUUUUCAACAAGUCAAAUAUCUGAUUGUAGAAAUGCCAAUAAUACGUUCAUCGUUGUGGAACACUUUAUCCAAUAUUGUUAAAUUUAGUGAAAUGAAUGAUAAUGUCUUUGCAGAACAAAGUGUUACUUAUCUUUCACAUUUUGUUCAGUUAUCGAAUGUAUCUCAAAUAGAAUUUGGAUCAACAUUCGAUAUAUCUAGAUGGAAAGAUGUUCAAUUUAUUUUACAAGCAUGUCCAAAUGUAAUUAAUCUUAUAAUUGGUAGUCGAUUAUUGGUUUUAUCAAAAUUAAUUGAUAAUCCAUCUCUUAUUCCAAUUUUUAAACAAAUUAAAAUGAUUGAAUCAAUAACAAAAAAAAAUUAUUUUCAUUCAAAUUUUGCAUCAAAACUUGUUCAACGUUUUCCAUCACUUAUUCAUAUUGAACUUCAAGAUCUAUUUUGA